Molecule: messenger RNA, 2992 nt
Organism: Aedes aegypti (yellow fever mosquito)
Lineage: Eukaryota; Metazoa; Arthropoda; Insecta; Diptera; Culicidae
Gene: Gr80
Exons: 5
Coding region: 396-1538 (380 amino acids)
Biological process (GO): sensory perception of taste
Cellular component (GO): axon; neuronal cell body; membrane
Source: RefSeq, a predicted model, not a curated record
ACUACCACUGGAUCAGCCACCCUAUGAAGACAAUACAGCGAUACGAAAUGCGAGUUUCUUUCUAUAUACUCUUCUUCUUUACAGACAAACAUCGAUCUUGAAAUGGUAUCCCAUCAAUUGUUACACCAAAAGCUUGUAUUUUGCGCACAUGAUUUCUUCGAUAUUGAUUUGAAAUUUCUUAAUUUGGUAAGAUUCGUAAGAUUUUGUUAAUUUACUGCUCGAAUAACCAUUUUUCUAAUUUACUUCCAGAUGGUUGGAGCAGUUACGACUUACCUAAUAAUUUUAUUGCAAUUUUAAGUGAGUGAUUGCUCGUAUAGCUAAUGCAACCGGAAAACGGACUCUAAUCAUCUAAUAUUCAUGUGCCCAUUCGGCACCCAUGUCGUUUUAUUAUCGGGAUGGCAAUUUUAGUUGCGUGCCACUACAUCAUGGAGAAACAUUUCGUCCGUGUUAAUUGGAGCUUAUUUCUAAUAUUUUCAAGUGCCGGAUUGGUGCCAUUUUCCAUCGAUAAACGAACACUUCAUGUCAGGGAAAGUGUAGGGAAAUUUAUUCUGUGGCUACUCGUUGUGUCAAUCAACAUCACUUGCUUUUACCAAAUAUAUUCAAACAGUUUGAGAGGCAAUUGGCAUGGAAUGGUGGUCAAAUUUUCUCAAUGGUGUAUACUUAUCCUAAUAACUGUCGAUGCCGGUUGUAUACUUGUUCAAGCUUUGCUAUGCCGACGGAACCACAUGCUACUUAUCAAUGACAUCGUGGUCGAUGACUUUAUAAUCCGCGAAAAGUACAGAUUGCAAUUGAACGAUCAAAGGAUUAAACGACGCACUUUGAUUAAAAUUUUGCUUUUGGGACUACACUGGUCUUUAAUACAUGUUUGUGAAAUAAUUAGCACGCAAGAGAAAUUAUUGGCUCUGCAAAAAGCACUCACAUCAGUUCCCCUCGUAUGGUUGUUGAACGUUAGACUAUCGAUGCAAAUAUUCUACAUUGAUUUGGUGGCUGAAAGAUUGCACAUCCUAAAUGGAGAGCUCCAAUUCUUGGGCAAUGAGGAUAUGAAUUUUGCCAAUGGACAACCCAAUUUUCGUGAAGUCAUCAGAAGGGUUCAACAGACUUAUACUGCCAUAUGGAAAUGUUUCCGAAAAAUAAAUUGCAUUUUCGGUUGGUCUACCGUUACAUUAGUUUUAAAAUUGUUCGUUUUGCUUAUCAUUACUAGCUUUUGGUGCAUCAACGGACAGAAAAGUUUCAACAAUAAUGGCUGGCUAUAUCUCGAAUCAUCGCUUAGCAUAGUAUUUAUAAUAAGCAGCCUUGCUUUACUGUGUCAUUCUGCAGCCAACUGCAAGAGAAAGUCACUUGAUACAGCGGAGGCCCUGCUGAAACCGGAUUACGACUACGAAGACUUGGACGUACGUGAUUUCCUAGCUCAAAUGCAACAUCAACCGUUCGUCACAUCGGCUAAUGGUUUCUUCGAUAUAGAUUAUUGCUUGCUUGGAUCGACACUUGCAACUACCGCCACUUACAUAGUGAUAAUGCUCCAACUGGAGGGAAACUAAAUUCACACUCAGCUAAAUAUGCCACCUAUUACUCAUCGAACUAAGAAGUGCCUUGAUGCAGCUGUGAAUUUCCAUACCACUUUGCGCAGCGGUUCCCAACUGAGCGAAUGUAGGAUGAUUGAAAACUGAAGUAUGACAUCUGAGGGUGAUCUAUUUAUUUGGGACGUUUCGCUCAUGUGUAAAUCACGUGUUUGCAUGGAGAUAAAGUAUGAAGUGUUUCAGCUAAUUACUUCUAAUCUGAGUAUUGCACACACAAAAUACGCAAUGCCAGGGCGUACAACAAAAUCAGAUCUGGAAACGCAUGGUGAUUACUAAGAGAACUAAUUAGCGCAAAUCUAAAAAAACAGUUUAGUCGAUACGUCGUUACAUCAAAACGGUUGGAAACCUCUGGCAUAGUAUGUGCUAGAAUGUGUAUCUUUCAUAAAACAAAUAUAGGUAUGCACAGUUGAUUCAGGCGACAAUCACUUGACCACCCACCCAAACACCGUUGCCUCGACGGUGCUUCGAACACAAUCAGUUGUUUACAAGCUACCCACUGCAAUAAGCACGACAUUGUUUGGCAAACACACUAACAGAAUGACACGAUUUUUUGAGAAGUUUACCCUUUUUUGUGUGAUAACUGUGAUAACUGCACUGUCGCUCAUAAUCGUUACCAGUGUGCAAUUGGCUUACGAGCCUGCAACAGUGAUAAAUCGUGAUAACGACAAGCUCAUGUAUCAGCUAAAAAGCAUACGCCAAAGUUCUGGUUGGAUCAACAACAGCAGUGAAAAGUGCCAGCAACAUAUCCAUACGAAGUUAUUCAUACUAGUGCGGUCACCCAAAAGAAAUAGGAAAGUGCGCCAAACAAUCAGAGACACGUGGGCUCUCACUGGAAACUACCCCACCGUACAAAUAAAAUUUGCAUUAACAAAGCUACCAAGCCAGCUAAACGAGCAUGAAAGCUUCAUUCAUAGACACCUGAAACGUUACUAUCACCAAUGUAUUCCGGGUGACUAUCUACUAAUUACCAACGACAUGCACUUUAUCAACACACCGCAAAUUAUAACUGCCAUAAACCAGCGAUUACCCCGAAGUCACACAGCAAUAUGCGCAAAAGCGUCGCCCAACGAAAAUGCGAUGAAUGAAGUUAAAUAUCUAGGGCAGUGCAACGUCCAAGCACCAAUCCUUUUCUCGAAAGACGCGGUGCGUGGCUUAUUAGAUUUAAAUAUUCACAACGGCCGCUCAGCAAUGGCGGAGAGCAUUAUCCGGUAUGGCGAGCAUUUAUAUCUCACGCCGAAAGAAACACUGCGAAUUAUCAACGGUUCGAUAGAUGCCAGCAAUUUGCUGUUCUUUUUCUCCGAUCGGGUCGAAAGCGCAUCCGAUAUCAGUCUGCUGUGGAAUGCAUCGAGAGAUUAUACGGCUGUGGAAUCUUGAUUAGUAGCGAAUAAAGGAAACGAUGUACUUGUACCAAAACC